UGAAAACCGGUCAAGCGACACGGUUUCUUUCACGGUGAGCCGACGUCUAUGUAAUCGAGUCUUCUGUGCAUCGUUUACACACGACGAGGAUGAGAGCGGAGUGACCACCAAAGGAAAUUAACGUUAUUAUUUGGAUUCUAAAACCAUUCUAUAAAAUGGGGGAAAUCUGGAAUUUACAAGCAAGAUGCCCGGAUGCAGCAUCAUGAGCAGCAAGCAAAAAUGGACGAAAUUUGUGUAUUGUAGCGAGAAAUUAAUCGGACUUUCCCCUCCAAAUUAAGCCAACAAUGGCCUCUCAAGGCCCAGGAGGGAAUUAUGAGCGGGACCACAGUAACCCAGCUCUGCCAAGUCUGCCACAGAAUCAGCCGCAGGAAUUGCACGCUGGGGGCCAAGGUUUGGGACAGGGGCCAGGGUCGGGCCCGCUACAGCCAGCCUCGCCCACCACACCAAAGAGUCAGGGGAGUGGAGUCACUCAGAUCACUCCCAUACCAGGGGACAAGAAGCCACUUAGCCCUGCCUGGAACGUGGCACUCGGUGCUGCCACAACAGCCGCUGCCACAAUGACACGCAAACGCGCCAACGCACGCAAACAGCAGAACCAAAAUGUCAGACCGCAACGUGCUUUGUUCUGUUUGAACUUACAAAAUCCUAUACGAAAGCUAUGUAUUAGAGUUGUGGAAUGGAGGCCUUUUGAAUACCUGAUUCUGCUGACAAUUUUUGCCAACUGUGUAGCAUUAGCUAUUUACACUCCAUAUCCGGAAUCAGACUCCAAUGAAGUCAAUUUGGCAUUGGAAAAUGUGGAGUACAUCUUUUUGGUGAUCUUCACACUAGAGGCAGUCAUGAAGAUAAUUGCGUAUGGUUUUGCCCUCCAUGCUGGUGCUUAUCUACGUAAUGGAUGGAAUAUUCUAGAUUUUAUCAUCGUAGUCAUUGGUAUUAUUAGUACAAUUCUCAGUUGGUUAAACAUUCAUGGGUUCGAUGUCAAAGCCCUCCGAGCAUUUAGGGUCUUGCGACCUUUGCGAUUGGUGUCGAGGGCCCCUAGUUUACAAGUGGUUCUAAAUGCCAUCCUGCGUGCAAUGGUGCCUUUGCUACAUAUCGCCCUACUUGUCAUAUUUGUUAUCAUCAUAUAUGCUAUCAUAGGCUUGGAGCUCUUCUCAGGGACAUUGCAUUCUACCUGUUUUGAUAGAGAUUCAGGUAACAUAGCAUUUGAAACCCCUCACCCCUGUUCUGCGGACGGUAAGGGGUUCCAGUGUGAUAAUGCCACCCAGGAGUGUCGCAAGUACUGGGCGGGGCCAAAUGAUGGCAUUACAAACUUUGAUAACUUUGGUCUGGCCAUGUUAACUGUGUUCCAGUGUAUAACAUUAGAGGGCUGGACUGAUGUAAUGUAUGAUAUCAACGAUGCAGUGGGCAACGCAUGGCCGUGGACAUACUUCAUCACAUUAAUCAUCAUAGGAUCUUUUUUUGUACUUAACUUAGUUUUAGGUGUUCUCAGUGGUGAAUUUUCUAAGGAAAGAGAAAAAGCCAAAUCUAGGGGUGAUUUUAAGAAGCUUCGUGAAAAGCAGCAGAUGGAGGAGGACCUGCGUGGAUACAUGGACUGGAUCACGCAGGCCGAGGACAUCGACCCCGAGAAUGAGGAGGAGAGAGAGGAAGGUGCUACUCCCCGUCACAAAAACCAUAGUGAUACAGCGUCUGUAAAAACAGAAGAUGUGGAAAAUGGUGAAAUAGUGCAGUCUUGGUGGCAAAACAAAAGUCGACAUUUACGUAAAUGGAAUCGGCGGUGCAGAAGACUGUGUAGAAAGCUAGUAAAAUCCAAUGCCUUUUAUUGGCUUGUGAUAGUAGUGGUGUUCUUAAAUACAUGUGUUCUAACGUCAGAGCAUUAUCAACAACCAAAGUGGUUAAACGACUUCCAAGCUGUGGCCAACUUCUUUUUUGUGGUUUUGUUUUUCUUUGAGAUGUUGUUAAAGAUGUACAGUCUAGGCUUCCAAGGUUACUUUGUGUCUUUGUUUAACCGCUUUGACUGUUUUGUGGUGGUGUGUAGUAUAGUGGAGGUGAUCCUCAUGGUCACCGAUGUCAUGCCACCGCUGGGCGUCAGUGUGCUCAGGUGUGCCAGACUUCUACGUGUGUUCAAGGCAACCAGAUACUGGUCGUCGCUGCGUAACCUUGUGGCUUCCUUGUUGAACAGUAUGAGGUCUAUUGCCAGUUUGUUGUUACUGCUCUUCCUGUUCAUCGUCAUAUUUGCCUUACUCGGGAUGCAGCUGUUUGGUGGGAGAUUCAACUUUGACGAGGAUAAACCCCGUAGCAAUUUUGAUACAUUUUGGCAGUCCCUACUUACUGUGUUCCAGAUUUUGACGGGUGAGGAUUGGAACGUGGUGAUGUAUGACGGAAUCCGAUCCUACGGUGGUGUCAACCAGUUUGGUGUGAUUGUGUGUCUGUACUUUGUGUUUUUAUUCAUCGGUGGUAACUAUAUCUUACUAAAUGUCUUCUUGGCUAUCGCCGUUGAUAACUUAGCCGAUGCCCAAAGUUUGACUGAAAUUGAGGCUGAAAUGGAGGAGGAAAAGCAGCGAUUACGUUCUAUAAGGUCAAAAAGUAGGACUCCGGAAGGUGGAGAGAAAGAAAAGCAGACGGAGGAGGACGAGGGAGUCGGGAUGAAUGAAGAUGGUGCUGUUGAAACUGACGAAGAUGGCUUCCCACAGAAAUUGUCUCGAAAUCCAAGCAACAGGUCCAAACGCUCCACCAGGAGGGAAGGAAGUCCCACCACAGAACACCAUGUCCGGAUAGACCUGGACAAAAAGGAAGGCGAUGAGCAGGGAGAAUACAGAGACUCCAAGCAGAUCCCUAUAGACGAUGUGUUGUGUCAAUUUACAGAAGAGGAUGAGGAAGAGAACGAUGGUGAGGUGACGGAGGAAGACGAUGAGAUAGAUGAAGAUGAGGAAUCGGCACAGACAGCCUCAGCGCGCCCUCGUCGUAUCUCUGAGCUUCACAUCCCCGACAAAAAGAAGUCCAUACCAAAGACCAGAUCACUAUUUAUAUUCCAUCAUACUAACAAGUUCCGUGUAAUUUGCCACACCAUAGUGAAUCACUCCUACUUCAGUAAUGUUGUGUUGGCCUGUAUCCUCAUCAGUAGUGCCAUGUUGGCCGCAGAGGACCCGCUCCACACCUUGUCUGAGCGUAACAAGAUUUUAAAUUAUUUUGACUACUUCUUCACAUCUGUCUUCACUGUUGAAAUCUUCAUUAAGAUCAUCACAUACGGCCUCAUCCUACACACUGGAUCCUUCUGUAGAAGUUUCUUCAACAUCCUUGAUCUGAUCGUCGUGGCUGUGUCACUAGUAUCCUUCGUGCUUGACAACCAGGCAAUCUCUGUAGUGAAGAUUCUCAGAGUGUUAAGGGUACUGCGUCCCCUCAGGGCCAUCAACAGGGCAAAGGGUCUCAAGCAUGUGGUACAAUGUGUGAUUGUGGCUGUGAAAACCAUCUACAACAUCAUGUUGGUCACAUUCCUCCUCAACUUCAUGUUCGCUGUCAUCGGUGUACAGCUCUUCAAGGGCAAGUUCCACCAUUGUACAGACAACUCCAAAUUAACAGAGGGAGAGUGCAAGGGCUGGUAUGUGGACUACCCAGAUGGGGACAUACACAACCCAGAUAAAAAGGAACGAGAAUGGGGCAACAACGAUCUCAACUUUGAUGAUGUCACCAGUGCCAUGUUGACAUUGUUCACAGUGGCGACGUUUGAAGGAUGGCCAAACUUGCUGUAUAUAGCUAUCGACUCCAAUGAUGAUGAAGGUCUGGGUCCCAAGUACAACAACCAGCCUGGAGUCGCCAUUUUCUUUUUCAUUUUUAUCAUCGUUAUUGCAUUUUUCAUGGUCAACAUCUUUGUAGGUUUUGUCAUUGUCACAUUUCAGAAUGAGGGAGAGCAAGAGUAUAAAAACUGUGAAUUAGAUAAAAACCAGCGUAAGUGUAUAGAAUUUGCACUGAAAGCCAAACCUAUACGACGCUAUAUACCAAAGGCAAGGUGGCAAUACAAAAUAUGGUGGUUUGUCACAUCUCAAGCAUUUGAAUAUGCCAUAUUUAUACUCAUCAUGUUCAACACUGUCAUCUUAGCUAUGAGGCAUUACGGUCAGCCAGAUUCCUACUCCAAGGCUCUGGACUAUCUAAACAUGAUCUUCACUGGAGUCUUCACAGUGGAGUUCAUCCUCAAACUCAUGGCCUUUAGGUUUAAAAACUAUUUUGGAGAUGCGUGGAACGUGUUUGAUUUCAUCAUUGUUUUAGGAAGUUUUAUAGAUAUCAUCUACACAGAAGUCAAUACAUUAGACACGCCUGGACAAGGAAUAAUCAGUAUAAACUUCUUCCGACUGUUCCGAGUUAUGAGGCUGGUGAAACUACUAAGUCGAGGAGAAGGCAUCCGAACGUUACUCUGGACGUUUAUAAAGUCCUUCCAGGCUUUGCCCUAUGUAGCACUGCUGAUUGUUAUGUUGUUCUUCAUCUAUGCAGUAAUCGGUAUGCAGAUGUUUGGUAAGAUUGCUAAAAAUUCUGAUACUCAAAUCCACCGAAACAACAAUUUCCAAACGUUUCCACAAGGAGUUUUAGUCUUAUUUAGGUCUGCUACUGGUGAGGCGUGGCAGAAUAUCAUGUUGUCAUGUAUAGACAAAUCGUCAGCCAGAUGUGAUCCUGACGGUACACCACCACCUCUUCCCGACGCCACAUGUGGCAACAACUUCGCAUACUUCUACUUCAUCUCAUUCUAUAUCUUAUGUUCCUUCUUGAUCAUCAACUUGUUUGUGGCUGUCAUCAUGGACAACUUUGACUAUUUAACUCGAGAUUGGUCUAUAUUGGGGCCCCACCAUCUCGACGAAUUUGUUAGACUAUGGUCAGAAUAUGAUCCAGAGGCAAAAGGACGAAUCAAACAUUUAGAUGUAGUUACAUUGCUGAGGAAAAUAUCCCCACCUCUUGGUUUUGGUAAACUAUGUCCACAUCGAGUAGCGUGUAAGAGAUUAGUCAGUAUGAACAUGCCGUUGAAUAGUGACGGAACGGUCAUGUUCAAUGCUACAUUAUUUGCUUUGGUGCGGACGUCACUAAAAAUUCAAACAGAGGGUAAUAUAGACCAAUGCAAUGAAGAAUUACGAGCCGUUAUCAAAAAGAUUUGGAAACGCACAACACCCAAGUUACUAGACCAAGUAGUACCACCGGCCGGCCGUGAUGACGAUGUCACUGUAGGAAAAUUCUAUGCAACAUUUCUUAUCCAAGAUUACUUCCGUCGGUUCAAGAAAAGGAAAGAACAGAUGCAGAAGAUCCAGAAAGGACAAGAGCACACUAAUGCUCUCCAGACCUUGGUACAGGCUGGCUUGCGAGCAGUGCACGACCUGGGGCCAGAACUGCGCCGCGCAAUCUCUGGAAACCUUGAAGAGGAAGAAUUUCCCGAAAAGGAAGUGGAGGAACCAAUGCAUAGGAGAAACCACAGUUUGUUUGGGAGCAUGAUGAAUGCUUUGGCUGGUGUUCAUAAAACCACACUUCCAUUUGCGGGACGGACUCAGUCACUUCUCAUUAACCAUAAAGAACAGCCUAAAGUGUCCCCAGCUAAUUCAGUCCACGGUCCCCAUACCGCUAUCUCACCACAGAACUCUGUCAACGGCAAGGUCACACCAGCAGAGUCCAGUAACCACCUCAAUGUGGAGUACCGCAAUGCUGUCAAUCGGUCGCCAUCGCCUCUGGCACCGGUCCGAGUGUCUCCUGCCAUGUCCAAUGACUCACGCCGACAGAGCCACACCAGUGCUAUCGCUAUUGCCUCCAUUGCCUCUGAUUUAAUGAAAGAGGUUAAGCAACAUAAAGAACGUUCACCCAACCGAAGCCCUCGACCAAGUUCGCUCACCCACGACUCCGAGGAUUCAGAAGCCACGCCCACCCAGUGGGAAGGCUCAAACGAUGUCAAGUACAGCGAACAUAAGGGCAACAGUAUCCAUGUUGGUCCUGCUGAUUCCACAAAGAGGCAGGGCAUAUAUGUGUACAGGGAUCUUCCACAAGAGGACAGUGAUUAUGAGCGAGAAAAUGCACCCCCUACCCCUCCCCCUCGCAGACUGAGUCGACGUGGUCCCUCACUACGUCUAGCCUGUAUAGGAAAACAAGAAAGUGACGAAAACCCACUCAUGAGAAAGAUAGCAGAGCCACUCAAGCUGGCCCAGUCACAGGCAAUGGCUGUGGCGGGAAUGACCCCUGAAGGUCAACAGAGGCCAGAAUACCCUAAGGUGAAGCGAACUCCGUCCCCUAAUCUGGGACGGAACCGUGCAUCCUACCUCGCCACAGGUCUAGAGUUCUUCAACAGUGUCAAACGAAGAGUAAAUAGGAGAUGGACAGGACAAAAUCUGGACUCUCCCCGGCAGCAAGUGCACCGUGCUAGUGACUCUGCACUCCAACAGGAUUCCCAAGUAGGACCAUACUCCCGAACUGAGGAGAGAGGGCCUCUCAUAAUUCCCGAUCAUGUGAUGUCUCAACAGAGAACAAUCUCACCACGGCAUGGUGGUAGAGCAGAAAAUCUCGUAGAAAAGGUUCUAGCAGAGGAGGGCCUUCACCAGUAUGUAGAUGCUCGUACAUUACAACGUGAAAUAGCUGAGGCUAAUGACAUGACGCAGGAGGAGCUUGAGCGUGCAGCACGCAUGUUGGCCCAGCACCCACACUAUGAACACCUCGGGGGUUACAAACCCGAGGAAAUGAGAGACUAUAAUCAGUAUUCAGACGCGGGAGAAUUCGCCCGUAGACGGACAGAUAAAUAUGACGAACCCAGUGAAGAACAAACGGCCAGAAGAAACCACUCCUCCGACCGAUACUAUAAAUGACAGUGAAAGUGAGUAGAUUUGUAAGUAAGACUGCCCAGCUGAUUGGGCGUAUCCCUGUUAGACAGGCGGGUGGGAGUCUGGUUGGAAGCCUGUAGCUGAUGUUACAGCCUACUAUGUCACCUACCGUCAUGUUAACACAAGGUCACGAGACCAAGGUCAAAGCACACUGAGAGAUUAUCAGCAGCUCACCUCCAUUUCUUUGUGACGAGCAUAAUCCACCAAUGGAGGAGUAGGUCGGAUAUGGUGCUUGGGAACAAGUGUGCUGCGUUUCCAUGGUUACUGUGUAAGACGUGGCAUUCUGCGACAGCCUCACUUUGGUAGUGGUGGCAGGUUUCCCCCUGGCUUGUGGCUUGUGUGUCCUGUCCCUGAAGUGUUUUUACAAGCCAGACGACAAGUACUGAAGAGACACACUUUGUGUGAAUGAUGGACGCACUUUCAGUGUGAAUAAUAACUGUGUUAUAAAUGUAAAGGAUAGACACAAGUUUUGUGUAAACAAUUGACACAUUUCAUGUGAAAGGUGGUCGCAUGUUUUAACAGUUGUACCAUCAUAGACGGAAUCAAAUAUUCUGAACAACAGCAUCAAAAUAUGGUUGUUAACUUUCUUAUUUAUUCCUAUUUGUUUUGGAAGGUCAUUGUUUGAAGCAUUGUGAGAGUGACAGUUUAGAUUGGUUGACUAUUUCUUUUUUCUUCCGUAUUUCUUUAUUUUAUUAUUAUUAUUUUUUUGACGAAAUCUGUCUGUUGAUAACCCGCUGUUUUGUGUUGUGACGGUAUCACAUGGGUCCUCACACCUUAUCGUCUACUGUGAUAAUUUGGAGACAGCCAGUCCAAUGUCAAGGUCAACCAGUCCAAGGUCAAAGGUUAGCCAAUCGCCAGGUCAGAGGUAUCAUACGCAGAUUUUAUUGUUGAUGAUCCUACUUAUCUACACGUUAUGGGACUGACCCGUAGCACACGAUUGUGUAACUUUACGUAAAUAGUGUCUUGGUGUCUAACUGUGAAUUCAGUUAAGUAGCAUUUUCAUUGUAGCUUUAUAAACGGGCCUAAAUCAAAACGCCAUUGAAACUGUCCAUUACCCACAGUGUGAUAGAACCUACAGGAUGCGCUGGACUGAGUCCAGAUGAAAUGUCCUAAAUGUACCCGCGGAGAUUCUCCUGUGCUCGUCAUGGCUCAUUGCCUUCUGCUUCUGGAACAUCGGAGGAGUGCCAUAAAGCUAGAAUUGUUAGAUCUCAUAUUUGUUUUAAGUAUGAAGAGCUUGUAGCUGCAAUAUCUCUCAUGUACUGUACUGUGAAAUUUCCAUUGCUUUCUUGUUUGAUAUGUAGAUUACACAAAUUAUAUGUACAUAGAAUAUUUAUAUAAUCAGGAAAAAUCACCUAUAUUAAAGGAAAUCUGAAGAUUUAAAUGUAUUCAGAGAGUUAUGACACAAUUUAGAGACACAUUUGCAUUAAAGGUGGAAACACAACUCUUUACUGUUUCAAUUACUUUAAAGUUUAUUGUGGUUAUGAAGUAAGAUUUUGUAUUAUAAAAUUUUAUCUGUAUAUUUAUCUCAUAUUUGAUAUUUUGUAUGGAAUGUAAGUGAUCAAGUGAUUCUAGAUCACAAUGUGAUGUAUUAAAAUCUCUGCACCCUUUAAUUUAACUCUGACCCGUAAUUAUUUAAAUUUUAAAGUUUAGUCCUGACUUAUCAUCAUGCUGUAGACCUAAGUAUAGAUUUUAAAAGACCAAAGAAGGAUACAUGCUUGAAACUGCCAUUGUUACCAAGACCAUAUUACCUACGUAUGGAAUGCCAUGGAAGGCUUACUGCAAGUCUAAGUAGAAGGUUAUGAUAAUCACAUUCCAAAGUCAUUAUAAAGCUUUUAAUUUAUUUAUCCUUGUUUUAAAAAGAAUCUCUUAAUUGUUUAAUUUAUCAUUUUAUAUAAGUAUUUAUAAAGAUAGCAUUUUCAUCAGGGGAGAAUGAGGUUAUCGUAAUAGCUUAAAAUUGCUACACUUCAGUCAACGUUGUUGUUUGUGAGUGGGAAUUGACACAACAGUGCUGUUUUACAAUUUAGCUCAAAAUCAAGAUGGACAUUUACAUGGUAAUUUUAGUAGUUAUCUUCCAUGUAAUCAGUAACUAAAACUAAUGUAACACAAAUUUAUCUUGAUAUUAGUAAAUACCUAAGACAACAUUUUAUGAUGAAAAGCUCUUUGUCCAUGGCAUCAUAUGAGAAUAUCUCCCCCAUGUUCAAAAACAUUUUUUGCUUAUACACUGCCCAGCAACUUGUGUGUUCAGAGAUUUUUAUAGUACAGAUAUUUCCUGAUCGUGAUGUUUUGGUUGUGUAGAAAAUAGUUUCUGUUUUUGUUGUAAUGUUUUUACAAAGAUAGGUUUUUUUCUGUUGUGUUUUGCCCCUCAAUUUGCUCAAAGGUUGUAAGGAUAUGUAAUUUAUAUACAUGUAGUGUAUUUUGUGUGUAGUGGUCUGUCUGGGUGACAUCAGUUUAUUGUAUUGUUUUUACAUGUUCAGUACAUUGUUUUAGUUUUAAUUUAAGCAUAAUCAAGUAACUAUUGAGUUUUCCCCCUGAAUACCAAAUAGCACUGUAGCAUAUAUUUCUCUAGCCAUUAAAAUGAGGCAUUUGGGAGACAUGACCAGUUACUACAAUUGUUAGGUGUCGUGUUAGAAUGUCAUCAGAUAGAUUAUAGUGCAUGUAAUUUGAAUAUAUAAUUUAUGGAUUGGUACAAAGAAGAAAACUACAAAUUAAUUAAUGUUAUCAAGAAAGAAACUUUGGUAGCCAUGACCUAUGCAUUACAUGUCUUUUCCCUAGCGUUUCCUUAGGUUGGUCCGUGAUAUUGAUGCGUGUUAAAAUGGGGCCACAUUGCGGUGUGGCCAUGUUAUCUGUGACUUUGUGAGAGGUUGUGUACAUGUGGUAUAGCUGGGGGACUGUAUGCAUCUCUGUCAAACAUGUAAAUACUGUACCUUAUCAGUAUCAUCACUUCAUUAUCCAUCAAUCAUGUUUGUUACCGCUUUACUCAUGUUUUUAUAACAUACCAUAUGGUAUGACGGUGCUUGUGUGGCCUCAUUACUGUAACUCACAUCAUCUCUGUAGAUACAUUCUGGUGUGCCACAUUUGUUUGAGGAUAAAGAGGCACCCUGGAGUGCUGCAUAUCUGUAGAAGGCUGGUUGAUCAGUUGUACCACAUUUUGUCUGUAGAUAGAGAGUGUCCUUCAUCUGUGUAGAAAGCAGGUCGAUUGUACCACAUUUUGUCUGUAGACAGAGAGCGUCCUUCAUCUGUGUAGAAAGCAGGUUGAUCAGUUGUACCACAUUUUGUCUGUAGAUAGAGAGCGUCCUUCAUCUGUGUAGAAAGCAGGCUGAUUGUACCACAUUUUGUCUGUAGACAGAGAGUGUCCUUCAUCUGUAUAGAAAGCAGGCUGAUCAGUUGUACCACAUUUUGUCUGUAGAAAGAAGAGUGUUUUUUCAUCUGUUUAGAAAUUGGGCUACUCCAGUGCCCCACAUCGGUUGGUUGAAGGGUAGCCUUGACUGCUACUUGAUAUAGGAAGUGUGGUGCUGAGGGGUUCCAAUAGGUAGCUUUACUUGUACUGUAGAAUUUCUGUGUAAGAGCAGCAUUCACUCCUUUUUCUAAUCAAUACACUUAUUUUCCUACUCUAAAUACAUUUUAUCUAUCAUGUUUUCCAAAAUAUAAUUAUUUUAGUUCUUGCCAAAACAUUUUUUUCUGAGAAAUAUCUCGGGAGUUACCUAUGAUUCAUCAAAGUAUUUAAGAGGUUGAAAUCUUGUGAGGGAUACAUUUCAGUAAGCCUGUAUUUUGUAUAAAUAUACAUGUAUUUGGUUACCUCCCCAUUUGAUAAUAUCAACCUUAAAGUCAUUGUAUUAUAUCAUAGAAUGUUUGCAUUUUUAUCCUUGUUUUGUAACUUGCCACAGUUGUGUCAAGAUCCUUACAAGUUCAUUCCAUUGCCUAUGUAUAUAUAUUAUAUAUAUAUUGAUAAAAUGUCAACCUAGCGUGGCUGGCCUGUAGUGAUACCCAAACUCUUGGGUAUGUUGUUGUCAUGGUUACCUGUCAAUACCAUGACAACACGUAGUGGCCAAGAUAAUCUGCGUUGCGAGUCACUCCUUGGCCAUAGAGGGAGACAUGACAAAUGUGACGAGUAUGAAUCUACAAAUUUCCCUUGCUGUGAUACUCACUGUUGUUACCAAGCGAGUCUCACAGGACCAAAAAAGCCACGUUUUUUUUUAUGUAUUGAUAUCUCCAUAAUUUACCAUUUUUAAAGCCCAAAGCUCAGUUGUUUACAAAAGGUGUGCAUGUGUCUGUGUGUGUUUAGACUACUGAGAAGUAAUGUGAGGUUAAUAUACACAUUUCAUAAUAUUAUAGUAAUUUUUCCCAUAUGGAAACAUUUAUUAAAUUUGUACAUGUGAAAACCAAUGCUUUCCAACCUCUUCUUUCCAGUAAAUUUGAAUGUAUUUGACCUAGUGCUGUAGGCAAGGAGAUUUAAAUCAAAAUGUUUUCUUUGAAUUUCUGAGGUGUAUAUGUUUUUUUUUAUUAUUAUUAUUAUUAUCAUUCAAUGUUAUACUCAAAAACAGAUAACUAUUGAGAGUUUUACUAAGAUAUUUCCGUUUUAGUAUAGCCAACAUCUCUAUACUAUUGUGGUGUCCUUUUUCUGCAGGCCUUCUGCACAUCUGUGUAGAGAUAGCUGGCUUACUAGUAAUCAAUUAUACCCAUCAUAUACAGACCAUGCGACAUUGUCCCGCCCAUUGAAUAACUAUACACUGCCAAGAUUACUACUUAUAACAUAAAAAUACCUUAAAUAUUUUUCUCCCAAGUAUGUGCCUAUUUGCUAUUUUGGUAUUUUUCUUGAUGUUUUCCCCCGGAUAUGUAGUUACAUGUGGUGUCCUCUGAUAAGGACGUCUUUAUUCCGCAGCAGUAAGGUUCUUGUCAACGUUUAUUUUUUACCAAUUUGUGGUUUUCUAUAUGAAUUAUUCCUCAACAUCAAACACUACUAACAAAAAAAAAUUGUGAACAAAUUUCCACAAUAUAUUUUACACACGGAAUUAUUAUGUACUGUAUGUUGAAAAAUCUCUCAUCAGUGUUUUACAUAUUUAAUCACCUAAAUAUCACCAAUUGUCUUUUUAAAAGGGAAAACACCAGAGAAAUACCAGGUUAUUGUUUAAUCAUCGUUUAGGCAUGUCAUAUACACAAGUAAGCAAUAUUUUGGCAACUUCAAUCUGGAUAUGUUUAUUUAAAUUUGUUUUUUUGUCUAAGCCAGAUCCAGAUUGUAAAAUAACUACAACUAUCUCACCAUGUUUUAUAUCAAUGAGGAAUUAAAUGGUUUUUUAAUAAUCAAGAUGGGGAUUUUCAGGGUUUUGUCUUUUUUUUUUCUUCUUCUUUAUGGACGAGUGCUUUCCCACACAAAAGAUGGUGGAAGUUUGUGAAUGGUUGGAUGGUUAUACAAGAAAUUUCCAUGGUACAUUUUAUAUUCAGGGGUAAUAUAUUUUUACCAAAAGUGUGUGAUUGUAUGGAAUGUAAAAUCGUAAAGCCAAAAAACGUAUGACCCCCCCACCCCCACCCCACUCCCCUAAAUUUUCCCUCAAAUAUUAACAGGUGUAGGACAGUGAUACCAUUACACAUCCUUCAUGUACAAAACCAUUUUGCAAGGAAUGUUAAUAUGUGCAAUAAAUUAUAAUAUUUACUACCAAA
This is a messenger RNA of Pecten maximus, 12485 nucleotides long. RefSeq names its product muscle calcium channel subunit alpha-1-like. The transcript has 48 exons. Gene Ontology annotation, cellular component: voltage-gated calcium channel complex; membrane. Gene Ontology annotation, biological process: calcium ion import across plasma membrane. Gene Ontology annotation, molecular function: high voltage-gated calcium channel activity. Lineage: Eukaryota; Metazoa; Mollusca; Bivalvia; Pectinida; Pectinidae. Bases 285 to 6815 code for a protein of 2176 amino acids. The record is from RefSeq and is a predicted model, not a curated record.